Adineta steineri is the source of this 477-nucleotide messenger RNA. NCBI's taxonomy places the organism in Eukaryota, Metazoa, Rotifera, Eurotatoria, Adinetida, Adinetidae. The record is from the annotation of a GenBank genome assembly.
AUGAUGAUGACUAUGGAUCAAUCAUCUGGUUUUGGUAAUCCCUUAACAGAUUAUACUAAUCAAACAAAUUCAUUAAUUCAUCCUGAUGUUGACUGGAGUGUAUUUGAAAAUGCUGAUCGAUAUUUAUUACGUGAUGAUAGUGCAUGGAUAACACGUUUAAGUAAAGAUUUUUGGUGGAAUCUCGAACGUAUUUCUGAAAUGGUAACAAAACCAAUUAAUCUUGUUGAACAAAUAAAUUCAACAAAAAUCCAUCCUCAACAAGUUUCAUCAUCUAUACAAUCAAAUGGAACUUCCGCACGUAAAAUUAUUGGUCAACGUUCAACAAUAACUCGACCAAAUCCAAAUAACAUUCCAGACAAAGCAAAUUUUUCAUCAAUAUAUGAUCAAGAUAUUGAAUAUAACCCAUUUCAAUCGAAAAUAUCAUUUGAUAAUAAUAUAUGGACAAAUUAUUCACAACAAGCAAUCCCAUGGCAAUAG